This is a messenger RNA of Gadus macrocephalus (Pacific cod), 740 nucleotides long. RefSeq names its product prefoldin subunit 4 (gene pfdn4). The record is from RefSeq and is a predicted model, not a curated record. Bases 131 to 538 code for a protein of 135 amino acids. Lineage: Eukaryota; Metazoa; Chordata; Actinopteri; Gadiformes; Gadidae. Gene Ontology annotation, biological process: protein folding. The transcript has 4 exons. Gene Ontology annotation, cellular component: cytoplasm; prefoldin complex.
GCAUACGUCUUUAACAUUGUCCCCAGACUGUCAAACCAAACCAUACUACGUUAAGUCCACUAGGAGGCGGUAUUAUCUCAAACUCCCAGUAGCACACCAAGCUGCUGCUUCCACCGUCGAGGAAGUCAAGAUGGCAGCCACGAUGAAACCUUCUGUAGCGGUUGAAGAUGUCAACGUCACUUUUGAAGACCAACAGAAGAUUAAUAAGUUUGCAAGAAGCACAAAUCGAAUGACAGAGCUGAAAGAUGAAAUAGAGGCAAAGAAAAAAUCCCUUCAAAACCUGCAGGAUGCAAGCGAUGACCUGAUGAUGUUCGACGACGACUCACUCCUGAUCCCUUAUCAAAUUGGUGACGUCUUCAUCAGCCACUCCCAGGAAGAAACUCAAGAGAUGCUUGAGACUGCUAAGGAAGUGCUGCAGCAGGAGAUGAAGGAGCUGGAGGGUCGAGUGUCUGCCAUCCAGCAGGUCUUGGGCGACCUCAAGGUGAAGCUCUACGCCAAGUUUGGCAACAACAUCAACUUGGAGGCUGACGAGAGCUGAGCGGGGAAAUGGACAUUGACAGCUCUCUCAACAUGGACUUUCUUUUUGUCAUGCGGCUCAGAUUUCGGAUCACAGUGGACUGUCUUAAUAUAUGUAUACACACACACAAUCAAAUGUUAAGUUGGUCUUGGUUUUGGAGCCAAACCUUGAAACAGGACAAGUCACUGAAAAGUACAAUAAAUGGAAGUGAUGUAAGAUUUUA